CUGGUCAGCUGACAUCAGGGCAGAGAUUUGCAUUUCCACAGACCCAGCAGACUGGAAGAGGUCCUCGGGUUUUACGGUUAGGAAAUUUAAAUAUUUCUUACAUUUUUUUUACAUUGAUUAAGAAUCUAGCACAUUCGAGCCAUCAGAGAAACUAGGGAAUUCUAGACACCAGAGAAUGUCCCCAUUAUCUUCGCGUAACAUUCACCUCACCAUUUCCCUAUAAUUAACCCUCAUUGUUCCUUCACUUUUCCACCAUUGUAUUUUCAGAUUGUUUCUAUCUCUGUAAAAUAUUUGAAUUGUUUAUUUUUACUAAGUUUUUAUUUACGGGGAAAACUGGACUUACGGAAUGGUAGAACGUGUCAAGUUAUUAAAAUAAAACAUUUGUACCUCAAACAUGUUCAUUUUGACUGACUCCCAUUCAGUGGCGUAAGUAGCGGAAGGGACACCAGUUCGUGUGUCGAUAUUUUUCCGCCCUUCUUCCUCUAUCAAAUUUCACCAGUUGGCCGAAAAUGGCACCCUCAAUAUGAAUAAAAAUCCCGGGGCGCAGAUAACUGCGCCACACAUCCCAGGCCACAGAAUAACCUCCCCGGAAAGACACCCGCUGUGCUCCACUUCCCAGACCACAGAAUAACCUCCCCGGAAAGACAACCGCUGCGCUCCACUUCCUAGACCACGGAUUUAACUUCCAGAACAGAUUACCCUGUGCUCCACUUCCCAGGCCACACAAUAACAUCCCACGGCAGAUUACUCAUGUUCUCCACUUCCUAAGCCAAAUAAUAACCUCCCAUGACAGACAACCCCUGUGCUUCACUUCCUAGGCCACAGAAUAACCUUCCAGGAAAGACCACCCCUUUGCUCCACUUCCGAUGCCAUGGAAUAGCCUCCCCUUACAGACAGCCCCUGUGCUUCACUUCUUAUGCCACUGCGUGCCUGAUGGGGCGCGCCGCCUCUGUGCUCCACUUCCUACGCCCCUAGUCACCAUACUUUCUCUCUUACCGAAGUUACAUUUUAGCAGAAUAUUUGCAAAGUUUGAAACUUGUUUUGUAGCCAUAAUUUGUUAACUAGCAAUUAUUUUUAACAUUGGUAAUAACAUGGGGACCUUGAUUUUCGUAAUGGGGAAACGUAUUUAUAACUAACAAGAACUUUUCAUUGAUUGUCAUUUUGGACCCACUUGCCAUGUUUGACCUGCUUGUCAUGUUGGACCUACAUUUCAUUGGGGUCCUGAUUAUCAUGCUAUAGUUCUGUGAAAAUAUCAAUCUACUAUUCAUGAAACAUCCAUAGAAUAUCAAGAGAAGAUAUGCUUCGACUGCAGAGAGAAGAGGCAAUGAAACAAAGACAGCGACAACAGCAACAGGAUGACGGUUCUCAACAGGAGCGGUUUCAAGGUCAGUCAACAGCCGGGCAGCAGCAGCAGCAACAGCAGCCUGGUAUUCUUGCAAACAGCAGAUUAACCGGAAGUCGAGUUGCGGGAAGCUCGAGGCAGCCUUCUAAUUUACAACUUGCCAGGUAAGAGAGUGGAUGUGUUUCGUAACAUCUGGUAAUGGUUUAAGUGAACGAUGUGUUUCGUAACAUCUGGUAGUGGUUUAAGUGAACGAUGUGUUUAGUAACAUCUGGUAGUGGUUUAAGUGAACGAUGUGUUACGUAACAUCUGGUAGUGGUUUAAGUGAACAAUGUGUUUAGUAACAUCUGGUAGUGGUUUAAGUGAACGAUGUGUUUAGUAACAUCUUGUAGUGGUUUAAGUGAACGAUGUGUUUCGUAACAUCUGGUAGUGGUUUAAGUGAACAUAGGGGUGGGAUAGCAUUGAAAUGGUUAUUUUAUAUAUUCCACCAUUAAAUCUUCUAAACACCUACCUACCUGGUGGGUUGUCUGACCGAUUGUACAAAGAGUAGCCCAUACUACGUGGGUGGGUUGUCUGACCGAUUGUACAAAGAGUAGCCCAUACUACGUGGGAGGGCUGUGAGCCAGGCAUGACACGGGGACCUAAAAUUAGUUUGACGGAUUGCUUUCAGCCCCAAAUUAACGUUUGCGAGGGUGGAGACCAGGCCAGGGGAUAUGAUUAUGUGUUGUGUGCCUCCUUUCAGGAGAAAUGGUUGAACGUGUUUCAGCAGUUCUUUGCUUUGAAAGUAAGAGACGUGCAAAUACAAUUUGAGACUUUGAUUUGUUCCAGUGAUAUCAUCUAUUAUUUUUUUAAAUAGAAGCGUUACAUUAAUUAAUGUUUAAAGAAUUGUUUUGUUUAAAUGAAAUAAUAUUCAAUUACAUCAAUAGUUCAUCUCAAGGGUUGUAAGAUUCAAUUAUAUAAAUGGUUCAUCUCUAGGGUUGUAAGGUUCAAUUAUAUCAAUAUUUUAUCUCCAGAGUUGAUCCUUCAGGCAGGCUAAUUCCCCUUACUCCAGCAGAAAGAGAAGAAUUCUUAAGAAAAGGCGGAAAAAUUGUCGGUCAAGUUAGACCAAGGUAUAUUUUUAUUGAAGUUGUUCAAGUCAAAUAUUAGUUUACUCUGUUGGAUGGUUCUUCGAUCGUUUUAAUUUACGUACGCCAAAGAACAUGAUUUCUGACUUUAUCCUUAUUUUUGUUUAACAACGGCCAUAUUCUAUGACUUCUGAGGUUAUACUUACUCUAGACAUGACUUUAUCUUGACUUGCGACAUGACUUUAUCCUGAAUUUAUAAGUGACGUUGUGGAGAUUGUAAUUUAUAACAAAAUAUUUUUAAUAAUUCAUUUAUGAAAUAGACUUUUUUGGGGAACCAUCACAUUUCUGAACAAUAAUUGAUAGCACCUAUGUACUGUUGACAGAACAUUUCUGAAAACAAUUGAUAGCACCUAUGUACUGUUGACAGAACAUUUCUGAAGACAAUUGAUAGCACCAAUGGAAUGUUGGCACUACAUUUCUGAAAUCAGAUUGAUAUCACCUAUAUAACGAUAAAUGUAAGGGUAUCGAUUUCGUUUAGAUGACAUUUUCAGCUAUUGAGACACAUUGAUAAGUUUGUAAAAAAAUAAUUAUGCAUGGUGUGUGGUUGUAAUUUAAAGACUUAAUUUAAGCAUAAUAAAUUAUUUUAUCCCCAGAAGUGACCUCAAUAGAGGUCAAAGACAACCUCAAGAUCAGAGUCUUCAAGUCAAACCUGUCCCAGCCAACCCACUAGGAGGUUUUAGAGAUGACAGUGUGAUGCCUAGAAAUCAAAUGACCAGUAAAUACUUUACACUUGAUUUAUAUACCUGCAAAUGUACUCAAACACCCAGCAAUCCACAUAUUAACCUGCAAAUGUACUUAAACACCAAGCAAUCCCUCUACCAACCUGUAAAUAUACUUAAACACCAAACAAUCCCCAUAUUAACCUGCAAAUGUACUUAAACACCAAGCAAUCCAUCUACCAACCUGCAAAUCUACUUAAACACCAAGCAAUCCAUCUACCAACCUGCAAAUAUACUUAAACACCAAGCAAUCCACACAUUAACCUGCAAAUGUACUUAAACACCAAGCAAUCCAUCUACCAACCUGCAAAUAUACUUCAACACCAAGCAAUCUAACAUUGUUUAACCUUUGAUUGUGAACAUUUAUUUGAUUCAUGUCUAUAAUUUUUGUUGUAUAUUUAACCUGAAGUUAUAAACUAUACACACAUCAAUUUUAAAGCCUGGAAUAUCAAUAAACAGAGUACGCCUUGGGGGAUUUCAGAUGAUUCAUUAAAAAAAAAACUUAUUAAGUAAGUAAAAUGUAAUAAAAACACUUAAUUUAAAUCUAAUUUUGUUACAGAAUUAGAUACGACAAUUCAGCUUGUCUAAAGCUAUGACACGCAGCUGGUAAACGAAAUGAGUGUUAUUUUUUUAUCCUUUAUAUGAACUUCGCUUCCGGUGUAAGGCGAAAUGACCCACUUUCCGUCAUCCUAUCAUGCUGAAACUUGGCAUAUAGACUCGUUGCCGGUGACUACAAGUAAUUUCAAUUUCUCAGCCCCCACCGCCCUAACCCCAAACUACAAAAAUCUUUCCCCCUCUCUUUUGAAAGAAAAAAAGGGGGGGGGGGGGAGGUGGGUGAAAUAAAUGACCCCCUUUCCGUCAUCCUAUCAUGCUGAAACUUGGCAUAUAGACCCGUUGCCGGUGACUAAAAGUAAUUUCAAUUUCUCAGCCCCCCCCGCCCUAACCCCAAACUACAAAAAUCUUUCCCCCUCUCUUUUGAAAAAAAAAAGGGGGGGGGGAGGAGGUGGGUGAAAUAGGAUUUGUUCAAUGGGUGUGUAUAUUGGUGAGGAGAUUAAUUGUGCAGCCUACAAAAAUACUUAUUUAGGAUUUAUGCAUGAAACAUUCCUAGUAAAGGUUAAUUAUUUGAGCUAUGGUAUAAAAAUAAUUUUAACAAAUAAUACCUUUUCUUUUAAAGCUAUUAAACGAAAAUUAAAAUAUAUUUUCAGAUUCCAACAGGAACGGCAAUGAAAACAAUCAGUUGAGAUCAGACGGGUUUAAUUCACGGUAGGUUUAGCUUUUAGCUGUCGACAUUGUAAAAACAAUCAUUUGAGAUCAGAUAGAUUAAAUUCAUGGUAGCUGUAACAUUUUGAAAAAAGAUGAGAAAGAUGAGAAAGGUUUAAACGCCGGUAGGUUUAGCUUCUAGCUGUCUCCUGUAUCGAUAUGUUUAGCUUUUAGCUGUCUCCUGUAUCGAUAGUUUUAGCUUUUAGCUGUCUCUUGUAAUGGUAGGUUUAGCUUUUAGCUGUCUCCUGUAUCGGUAGGUUUAGCUUUUAGCUGUCUCCUGUAUCGGUAGGUUUAGCUUUUAGCUGUCUCCUGUAUCGGUAGGUUUGGCUUUCAGCUGUCGCCUGUAGCGUAUUCAAAACGAUGUCUUGGUUUCUUUAACUAUAUUCCCUUCUUUUUACUGAUGGUUUUCUGCUUCCAUUAUUGAAUCAUGAAUGGGUCAGCAUCAUCCAUGGGUCAGCAUAUCCAUGGGUCAGCAUCAUCCAUGGGUCAGCAUCAUGAAUGGUUCAGCAUCAUCCAUGGGUCAACAUGAUUCAUGGGUCAACAUCAUCCAUGGGUCAGAUGACAGGUCUGGGAUAAAAUACACAUCAUAAUCAACAUACAAGUCCGGUCUAUUACUGACUGCCUAAGCAAACCAAUAAAUAUAUGUUGAAGUGUUUAAAAAUUAUUUUCCUAGUUAAAAGUUAAUGGAACAUUGUUACAAAACAAAAACUAGGCAACUAAAUAUUGUACAGUACUUUCUUUUUUUUGUUGUUGUAAAUUCUUUAUAUAUGUUUUCUAUUAAAUAAUUCAUAGAUUCAGAAACAUAUAUGAAUUAGUAAAUUCUUUGUUAACUUUUUCCAACAUACCUGUUUAUGUAAGUUUUCCGCAACCUGAGGCUAAAUAUCCCAUGAGAGGAAACAGACAACAGGAGGAACAGAGGAGACAACAGGAGGAGCAGAGGAGACAACAGGAGGAACAGAGGAGACAACAAGAGGAGCAGAGGAGACAACAAGAGGAGCGGGAGCGAUUGAUACAGAGAGAAAAAGAAGAAGAGUUGUUACAUCAAAAACUCAUUCAGGUAAUGUUGUGUCAAUCAAAAACUGUGAUUUGAUAGACCGGGUUAAGGUUAGGGUUAGGUUUGACAUUUGAGGUGUGUUAACCAACAACAUUCACCAACAAGGUUAAGUUUAGGGUUAAGGUUAGUGUUAGGGUUCACAUUUGAUUUGUGUCAACCAAAAACAUUCCCCAAAAAGGUUAGGGUUAGGGUUAGGAUUAGGGUUCACAUUUGAGGUGUUUCAACCAACAAAAUUCCCCAACAAGGUUAGGGUUAGGGUUAAGGUUAGGGCUAGGGUUCACAUUUGAGGUGUGUCAACCAACAAUAUUCCCGGACCCAUGCUAACCCUAACCCUAACCUUAACCCGGUCCAUCAAAUCACAGUUCCUGAAAAUGUUAACAAUAUAAACUAGCUUAGGUCUGUCUUGUGUGACACUCAACAGACACCAUUUAUUUGUUUCUAAUACAUACAAUUUGCUUUUAGGGUUGUAAUGAGCCUAGUGUUUAAGCUACCAAAGUUAUUUUACUAAUCCUUAAAGGAGACUGAGUUCAAAAUGAUAUUUUUUAAAAAUCUUUUACAUUUACUUCGCUUUUAUUCGUGACUUGCUGCCAUAAUCUUCGGACGGCUAAUUGAACCACUUCCCGUUCGAGCUGAAACUUGGCACAUUUACUCGUUGCUGGUGACAAAGCGACAAUCAAAUUUUAAGAUUCAGCCCCCAAUUCCAACCUCCAAAAAAAUUAGUUUUGCCUGUUUUUCCAGGGAAAGAUGAAGGAAAUGGGAUGACACUGAUUUUUCGAAAUAAAAAUCCCGCUAAAUGCACUAAAUGCACUAAAUGAGAUUCUUUUGUUAAAAAAUCCGCAAGUGUGUUUGGUGCGUAAAACUUUCUUUUGUUUUUCUCCCAUGAUUUGUCAACUUAUUAUGCUGUGUAACAGCGGGUGGGGGGGGGGAAAAAUGUUGGGGAGAAUGGUUUGGGGGGGGGGGGGGGAUCAUUGGAAUUUUUAUAAAGUAAUGCGUUACAUGUAUACAUUUUUAUAUACAUACCCAUUCUUCCAUAUUUCAUCUUGUAAAAGAUUUUUGCGAAAAUCUUUUGUUAUUGAAUGUUGUUUAAGAGACUGUUGAUGCCUAUAGUCUUGUAAUACUAUCGAAGGAAAUAAAGAGACUGUUGUUGGCUAUUUCAUUUAGAUCUAAAUUUAAAAAGACAUUUAACUUUAGUAAUUCGGAUAAUUCUCUGAUGUCCUGUUCCUAUCCGUAACUUUGCUUAUAUUGAAAAGCUAGUCUUUAGAUACAGGUGGUUGGUUUAAUAUAUCCGUUUUUAGAACCGAUGGACUUUUGAAACAAAAUAACUUUUUAAACGACUUUUAAAACAAACUGACUUUUAAGCUAACCGACUUUUUAAACAAACCGACUUUUAGACAAAACAACUUGUUACACAAACCAACUUUUUAAACAAACCGACUUUUUAAACAAACCGACUUUUAGACAAACCAACUUGUUACACAAACCAACUUUUUAAACAAACCGACUUUUUAAACAAACCGACUGUCUAAACAAACCAACUUGAAACACAAACCGACUUUUAAACAAACCGAUUCUUCAAACAGAAAAAAUGGGACGAUCAACUGAAACUUCAGAGGCUGCAAGAAGAGAAAGACAGACAACAGAAAUUGUUAGAGAAAAGGAUUCUAGAGCAGCAUCAAAUUCUUCAAGAACAGCAAAAACAGAUUGAACAGCGGCAACAGCUUCAAGCGACAACAACUAGUAGGACAGGACCAUCUGUCAUAAGUACCCAAGAGACAGGACCACCUGCCAUUAGUGCACAAAAGAUAGGACCACCUGUCAUUAGUACCCAAGAGGCAGGACCACCUACCAUUAGUACACAAAAGACAGGACCACGGAGCAUUAGUACCGAAGGGACCGUACCAAUUGUCAUUAGUACCCAACAAAUGCAGAGAAACGCGAAAACUGAAGGUAGUACCAUAAUAACAUCUACUCCUAUGUAUUCUCUCAGGGUUUCCCCCUAUCUCGUCAUUCUUAUUGAUUACUGCUAAGUCUGUUGCCCCAUAAACAUCCGAUUGUUUCAGUUCAAUCUUUUAAGCUAGAAAAUGUAAACUUUGGUCACAUUUAAAAUUUUUUUUUUUUUUUUUGCGACAAUGAAAAUCUAUGUUCUGCCACAUCAAAAUCUAUGUACUUGCCAAAAAAAAUGUUCUUGUUACACAUAAAAUCUAUACUCUUAUCAGAUUAAAUUAUUGAUACAUAUAAAAUCUAUGUUCUUUCCACAUAAAAUCUAUGUCGUCGUUACAUAUAAAAUCUAUGUUUUUGCCACAUAUUUUUGCCAAUGUCUAUGUCAAAAUCUACGCUCCUGGAUAAAAUGCAAAAAAGCACAGAAUAAUGCAGCUCGCAUUGUUCUUCGUAAACGCAAAUUUAACCAAGCUAAAACAAUUCUGAGAGAGAUAGCUGCAUUGCUUGCCGGUCCGUGCUCGCAUAGAGUACAAAAUUGCAACUCUGUACUACAGCUGCUUGCAUGACUCAGCCCCUUCAUAUCUCAAAGCACUCAUGACGACUUAUGUACCCACUAGACAGCACUGCUCAUCCGAUAGUGGCAAACUCUCGAUACCACGUGUUCGCCUGGAGACUUACGGAAGGCGCAAUUUCGCAGUUGCUGGCCUAACGAAUUGGGACCCCUUACCUGUCGCUCUCAGACACAGUCAGACACCGGAGUCUUUCAAAACCGAUUUGAAAACACAUUCAUUUCGCAAACAUCUGCUGGGGUGAUGUUGUCUACCAUCUUUCCAGCUAGCUAUUAUCUCCUAGAGCCUAGAUGUAUAUUGGCCUGUGUUGUUUAUAGUUGCAAGGGAUGAAAGACAUUGAAUGGGUUUGGCUAAUUUGUUGUUUUUGUAAUGUUGCGGUUUUUGUUGUUUCAAUGGGGCAAACUAUAGACUGUUCCAUUGCUCGUUUAAUUUAACAAUGUCAGUUCAUAUGUCAUUAUGUAUGUCCAUGUCUAUCUCAGUGUCUAAGUCUAUGCAAAUAUCAAUGUCUAUGUCAAUAUAUAUGUCAAUGUAUAUGUCUAUGUCAAUGUUCAUGUCUAUGUCAAUGUGUAUUUCAAUGUCUAUUUCAAUGUCUAUGUCAAUGUUUAUAUUAUUACUGGCUGCAAUCGUUAUAAAUUAAUCAUUUUUAAUCUUGAACAAGUUUGAAUUUUGAUCUAUUUUCCCAAUCCAUUUCAGAAGUAUCAACAUCUGGCAGACAACCAACAUCGUUAAGUUCAACAUCCGCCCCUCUCCUUGACAGUGUGCUGGCCAGUCUUGUUUCAGUGACCCAUCCUAAUGUUAUCCUAGCAGGUCUGCCCUUAGCUACCACAGAUGUCCCAAUCUUGAUGACCUCUGACCCAGUACUCGAGUUCAUCAAACCAACCAAUCAGACAGUUGUUGGUCCUCCAGUUGCCGGUAAGACCCACUCGGCUGUUUCAGGUGAAUUUAUAGUGUUGGCUCAGUUCAUUGAUAGAACCGCCGAAUUCAUUGUGUUGGCUCUACCCAUUGAUAGAAUAGCCGAAUCCACAGCGUUGGCUCCACCCAUUCAGAGAAUAGCCGAAUCCAUGGUGUUGACAUACCCAUUGAUACAACAGCCUCAUCCAUAUUGAUUUCAAUAUCCAUUGAUAGAACAUCCUAAUCCAUAGUGUUGGCUAUACCAAUUGAUAGAACAGCCGAAUGUAUAGCGUUGGCUAAACCUAUUAAUAGAAUAGCCGAAUCCAAAGUGUUGGCUAUGCCUAUUUAUAGAGCAGCUGAAGUAGAUUGUUGGUCAUAAAGAAGAUUGUUGAUUGUGAAGUAGAUUAUUGUUUAUGGAGUAUAAUGCUGUUUAUGAAGUAGAUUAUUGUUCAUUGAGUCAACUAUUUGCUUGGUUUAAUAUGCAUGACAACUCAAAGUUUAAUCUAAUUCAUUUAAAUUUCUAUUCAAAUCUAUCUUUUUUUUUCGCUAAAAAUUUUGAUUUUCUGAUAGAUGAUUCUGUCAUUUCAGAAUCUGGUCUGGCUAAAAAAGAGAGAAUCUAUCAACUUGCUGAACUCCUGGGGUUCAAACCUAUAGACCUGCUCAAUUUGGUGGCUGAAAUGGAAGCAAAUAAAAAUGCUUUAAGUAAGAGUAAAUAAUGUUCUGUAGGUAAAUACUGAGGUCCUUUAGUCUGCUUGAAUUAACUUGUUAUGUUUCAUUCUGCUCUAGUUGCCACUGGGGAAUGUGCACUUCCGACUAGUAGUCAUUUGAGAAUGUGCACUUCCAUCUAGUAGUCAUUUGGGAAUGUGCACUUCCGUCGAGUAGCCAUUGGGGAAUGUGCACUUCCGUCUAGUGGCCAUUGGGGAAUGUGCACUUACGGCUAGUUGCCAAUGGAAAGUGGGCACUUCGGUCUAGUAGCCAUUGGGGAAUGUGCACUUACUUUUUGUAGCCACUGGGGAAUGUGUACUUGCGUCUAGUAUACUUUGGAAAAUUGGUACUUCCGUUCUAGUAGCAUUUGUGGAAUGUGUACUUCAGUCAAGUAGCUAUCGAGGAAUGUGCACUUCGGUUCUUGAAUAUUUAAUAAUAAAGGCGUAGUUAAGGUCGCUGACUAGGGCGGUCUGCCUGGAGCAGUUCUCAUAUUAAAGUUUAAAAAAUUGUUUUAAAAAAUAAAUUUAAAAGUAAAAUAAAAAAAAAAUGUUAUUUUAGUUUGUAAAAUUGACUUCAUUGACCAUCUUCCACUUGACUUCAUUGACCAUCUUCCACUAUUGACUUCAUUGACCAUCUUCCACUAAUGACUUCAUUGACCAUCUUCCACUAUUGACUUAAUUGACCAUCUUCCACUAUUGACUUCAUUGACAAUCUUCCACUUGACUUCAUUGACCAUCUUCCACUAUUGACUUCCUUGACCAUCUUUCACUAUUGACUUCAUUGACCAUCUUCCACUAGACUUCAUUGACCAUCUUCCACUAUUGACUUCUUUGACCAUCUUCCACUAUUGACUUCAUUGACCAUCUUCCACUAUUGACUUCAUUGACCAUCUUCCACUAUUGACUUCCUUGACCUUCUUCCACUAUUGACUUCAUUGACCAUCUUCCACUAGACUUCAUUGACCAUCUUCCACUAUUGACUUCCUUGACCAUCUUCCACUAUUGACUUCAUUGACCAUCUUCCACUAUUGACUUCAUUGACCAUCUUCCACUAUUGACUUCUUUGACCAUCUUCCACUAUUGACUUCAUUGACCAUCUUCCACUAUUGACUUCAUUGACCAUCUUCCACUAUUGACUUCCUUGACCAUCUUCCACUAUUGACUUCAUUGACCAUCUUCCACUAGACUUCAUUGACCAUCUUCCACUAUUGACUUCUUUGACCAUCUUCCACUAGACUUCAUUGACCAUCUUCCACUAUUGACUUCAUUGACCAUCUUCCACAUUGACCAUCUUCCACUAUUGACUUCAUUGACCAUCUUCCACUAUUGACUUCAUUGACCAUCUUCCACUAUUGACUUCAUUGACCAUCUUCCACUAGACUACAUUGACCACCUUCCACUAUUGACUUUAUUGACCAUCUUCCACUAUUGACUUCCUUGACCAUCUUCCACUAUUGACUUCAUUGACCAUCUUCCACUUGACUUCAUUGACCAUCUUCCACUAUUGACUUCCUUGACCAUCUUCCACUAUUGACUUCAUUGACCAUCUUCCACUAUUGACUUCAUUGACCAUCUUCCACUAGACUUCAUUGACCAUCUUCCACUAUUGACUUCUUUGACCAUCUUCCACUUGACUUCAUUGACCAUCUUCCACUAUUGACUUCAUUGACCAUCUUCCACUAUUGACUUCAUUGACCAUCUUCCACUAUUGACUUCAUUGACCAUCUUCCACUAGACUUCAUUGACCAUCUUCCACUAUUGACUUCAUUGACAAUCUUCCACUAUUGACUUCAUUGACAAUCUUCCACUAUUGACUUCAUUGACCAUCUUCCACUAUUGACUUCAUUGACCAUAUUCCACUAUUGACUUCAUUGACCAUCUUCCACUAUUGACUUCAUUGACCAUCUUCCACUAUUGACUUCAUUGACCAUCUUCCAUUAUUGACUUCAUUGACCAUCUUCCACUAUUGACUUCAUUGACCAUAUUCCACUAUUGACUUCAUUGACCAUCUUCCACUAUUGACUUCAUUGACCAUCUUCCACUAUUGACUUUAUUGACCAUCUUCCACUAUUGACUUCAUUGAACAUCUUCCACUAGACUUCAUUGACCAUCUUCCACUAUUGACUUCAUUGACCAUCUUCCACUAUUGACUUCAUUGACCGUCUUCCACUAUUGACUUCAUUGACCAUCUUCCACUAUUGACUUCAUUGACCAUCUUCCACUAUUGACUUCAUUGACCAUCUUCCACUAUUUACUUCAUUGACCAUCUUCCACUAUUGACUUCAUUGACCAUCUUCCACUAUUGACUUCAUUGACCAUCUUCCACUAUUGACUUCAUUGACCAUCUUCCACUAUUCACUUCAUUGACCAUCUUCCACUAUUCACUUCAUUGACCGUCUUCCACUAUUGACUUCAUUGACCAUCUUCCACUAUUGACUUCAUUGACCAUCUUCCACUAUUGACUUCAUUGACCAUCUUCCACUAUUGACUUCAUUGAGCAUCUUCCACUAGACUUCAUUGACCAUCUUCCACUAUUGACUUCUUUGACCAUCUUCCAUUUGACUUCAUUGACCAUCUUCCACUAUUGACUUCAUUGACCAUCUUCCACUAUUGACUUCAUUGACCAUCUUCCACUAUUGACUUCAUUGACCAUCUUCCACUAGACUACAUUGACCAUCUUCCACUAUUGACUUCAUUGACCAUCUUCCACUAUUGACUUCCUUGACCAUCUUCCACUAUUGACUUCAUUGACCAUCUUCCACUACACUUCAUUGACCAUCUUCCACUAUUGACUUCAUUGACCCUCUUCCACUAUUGACUUCAUUGACCAUCUUCCACUAUUGACUUCAUUGACCAUCUUCCACUAUUGACUUCAUUGACCAUCUUCCACUAGACUACAUUGACCAUCUUCCACUAGACUUCAUUGACCAUCUUCCACUAUUGACUUCAUUGACCAUCUUCCACUAUUGACUUCAUUGACCAUCUUCCACUAGACUGCAUUGACCAUCUUCCACUAUUGACUUCAUUGACCAUCUUCCACUAGACUUCAUUGACCAUCUUCCACUAGACUUCAUUGGCCAUCUUCCACUAGACUUCAUUGACCAUCAUCCACUAGACUUCAUUGACCAUCUUCCACUAGACUUCAUUGACCAUCUUCCACUAUUGACUUCAUUGACCAUCUUCCACUAGACUUCAUUGACCAUCUUCCACUAUUGACUUCAUUGACCAUCUUCCACUAUUGACUUCAUUGACCAUCUUCCACUAUUGACUUCAUUGACCAUCUUCCACUACUGACUUCAUUGACCAUCUUCCACUAGACUUCAUUGACCAUCUUCCACUUGACUUCAUUGACCAUCUUCCACUAGACUUCAUUGACCAUCUUCCACUAGACUUCAUUGACCAUCUUCGACUAGACUUCAUUGACCAUCUUCCACUAUUGAUUUCUUUGAAUAUCUUCUAACAUUUGAUUUAUAGAGUGGUACUAAUGGAUACUGUAUUUUCAUACUCGCAUUAAAAAAAAAAUAGUUUUUGUACUUAAGUCAUAUUUCAAAGAUGAGAUAUUUUCCUACCUAGGCGGACAGAUGACUCAAACACCUGUCAAUCAAACAGCACAGCAGCCGCUACCAAGCACACAGGUAAACAAAAUAUAAACAGGUUUUCCCAGACUAUGCUACAUUAGCUCCUGAUUAAAGAGUAAACCUAUAUUUAAAAUUGAAAAACAAUAUUUCAAAUUUUUUUUGGGAAUAAUUAGAGACCUAUAAAUCUUAGACAUAUCCAAUUCAUUCCUGUCGCAGUAAAGCUGAUAUACAGCUUUGGCCUGCCUCACCACUUCCUUCCACUCAGACACCCCACUCACUAUGGCACUAUAGCUCAAAUAGGGCUUUGGCUUGCCUCAACACUAACUUACCCUCAGACAACCCCCCCCCCAAUAUUACACUAAAGCUCAUAUAGGGCUUUGACCUGCCUCACUACUUUCUUCCACUCAUAAAACCCACCAAUCCCUAUGACACUAUUUCCAAAUGCAAAAUUUCCCUAUUAUCCCAACCAUGGGACAUUUUUCUCUUAUUCCAACAAUGUGACAUUUUCCUCUCAUCCUAAAAAUGCGACAUUUCCCUCUCAUCCCAGGAAUGCGACAUUUCCCUCUCAUCACAAAAAUGCGUCAUUUCUCUCUCAUCCCAACCACGUGACAUUUCGGACUUAUCCCAGCCUUGCGAUAUUUCCCUCCAUUCCCCACCAUGUGUCAUUUCCAUCAGAUCCAAGCCGUGCGACAUUCCCUCUCAUUACAACCCUGCAACAUUUUCCUCUCAUCAUAACCAUGCGACAUUUCCCUCUCAUCACAACCAUGCGACAUUUCCCUCUCAUCACAACCUAGCCACAUUUCAGACUUAUCCCAGUCAUGCGAUAUUUCCCUCUCAUCCCAAACUUGCGAAAUUUCUAUCUGAUCCAAACCAUGCGACAUUUUCCUCUCAUCAUAACCAUGCGAUAUUUCCCCUCAUCCAUCCAUGCGACAUUUCCAUCCGAUCCAAGCCAUGCGACAUUCCCUCUUAUGACAACCAUGUGACAUUUUCCUCUCAUCACAACAAUGCGACAUUUCCCUCUGAUCCAAACCAUGCGACAAUUCCUCUCUCAUCCCAACUCUUGUGACAUUUCCCUGUCAUUCCAACCAUGCGACAAUACCUCUCUCAUCCUAACCAUGCAACAUUUCCCUCUCAUCCCAACAAUGCAACAUUUCGCUCUCAUCCCAGCCAUGCGAAAUUUUCCGCACAUCACAACCAUGCGACACUUCCUUCUUAUCCCAACCAUGCGACAAUUCCUCUCUCAUCCCAACCAUGCGACAUUUUCCUCUCAUUCAAACCAUGCGACAUUUCCCUCUCAUCACAACCAUGCGACAAUUCCUCUUUCAUCCCAACCAUGUGACAUUUCCCUCUCAUUCAAAUCGUGCGACAUUUCCUUCUGAUCCAAACCAAGCGACAUUUCCCUCUCAUCCCUACCAUGCGACAUUUUCCUCUCAUCCCAACCAAGCGACAUUUUUCUCUCAUUCCAACCAUCCGACUUUUUGUGUUUUUCCUCUCAUCCCAACCAUGUCACAUUUCACUCUCACCCCAGCGCAGCCGAUGGUCUAAGUGGGAUAAAACUUACAGAUACUUAGCAUUACACAUUGGCAUGCAAAUAUCGACAAAUUUAUUAAACAAACAGAAUACAUCAGUUUAUCUUACUAUGAUAGAUAAUAGGUUGUAAUACUUACAGAAUGAAGAAAUUCUCUAAUUACAGAUGCCUGCAUUAGAGCCAGUGACUGGUGCAAUAGAGCCAGGACACGACACAGUGACUGGCGCGGGAGAUCCAGGACGCGAUACUGUUAUUGGCAGAACAAAUAAAAUUAAUGUGACGAUCCUAGUUGGAAUGAAAAAUGCAGUGAGUGUGACCCCCCCCCCCUUACCCACACACACACACUCUUGCCUUGAGUAUGCAUUAGAUGUGUUAUAUUUAGCUAUAUUUAUGAUUUAUUUCUAACAGAUUUGAUGUUAUAAGAUUUCCCUCUAAGCGUCAGUUCACAAAUUUUCCAUCAUGCAUUUGAUGCGAUGUUUGUAUGAAGCCUUGCCACAACUUUCAAAUUACUAUUUGAUCAAAAUCCCACUUUUUUCAACAACAACAAAAAAAUAGAAACCACGCACCAAAUAUUGCGUUCAUACAAACAUUUGCAGCAAAGUUCAAGGCUAAUUUGAUCAUGUGAACUGACGCUAAAGUGCCAUUGUUGUGGGUUCAACAUAUCGAACAUAGUUACUUUUCAUUUGGGAAGGAGCCCUUAGGUUUAAUUUAGCCAAGUAUUUAUUAAUGGAUUUGUUCAGUCUUUUUUAUUUUUCAAAAUAUUCUGUUAAAAAGUCACACGUUAAGGUGUACACGAGAGAUCAUUUAUUUGUAUAAAGAAAGAUCAUCAAAAAAUUACAUGUGUUAUGGUGUGCGCAAAAGAGAUAUUAUAACACAGUAUGUAUUUUAAGGUGUAGACAAACAGAUCAUUACAAAAUUAUGUAUUUGAAGGUUUACACUUAACUCUAUAAACAGUUUUUUUUUUCCUUUGUCUGCUAAACUACCACGUGCUUUUGAAAUGCCCUGGGCAUUGGUAGAAAUAUUAAAGAGUUGUAAGACAAAUGCCAGCCAAUUGUAUUUAAAUUAGAGUUAGACUUUCUUUUUUUAAAAUUGUAAACAGGCUACCACAGACACCCCAUCGACUCCACUGCCUACCAUGGACCAUAGUUUGACUUAUGGUGUAAGCAGCCCCACAACUGUGUCUGGAACAACCAACCAUCCAGCACAACCUAGCUUUAACAACCAGCCAACCGUGGCUGGCACCUCUACUACAGUAACACCCGUGAACAGUGGUCCGAGUAAUGGAGAGUUGACUUCUGAUGUUAUUUUCCCCGUUACGUCUGUAACUGAACACGCUACAUCAGGUCUGUCCAUGAAUAGUAAUAUGUUUUUUUUUUCCAAUUUAUUCAACAAGUUAACAUGUAAACAAGACCGACGAAGAGAAUUUUUAAAGCCUAGACUCGCAUUAUUUACAUUUGGUGAUAAAAAGAAACCAAAAUCUCCCUCGUGAAUUUUUUUCUAGCGUCUUGCUGCUUUAAGAUUAUAAUUUUUUUUUUUUUAAAUAUAUUAACCAGAGAAGACCUCCGUUUUCCCAACUUUCUCCACAACAGACUGAAUCAGCUUUACCAACUAUAUGAACGACAGACACUAUCCACUAUACCAAAUAUAUCAACCAUAACUACAUCCACUUUCCCAAAUAUAUCAACCACAGACAACAUCAACUUUCCCAAAUAUAUCAAUAACAGACUACAACAGCUUGCCCAAAUAUAUCAACAGACAACAUCCGCUAUAUAAAAUUUAUCAACAAAAGAUGACAUCAGCUUUCCCAAAUAUAUCAACGAAAGAUGACAUCAGCUUUCCCAAAUAUAUCAACAAAAGAUGACAUCAGCUUUCCCAAAUAUAUCAACAAAAGAUGUCAUCAGCUUUCCCAAAUAUAUCAACAAAAGAUGACAUCAGCUUUCCCAAAUAUAUCAACAAAAGAUGACAUCAGCUUUCCCAAAUAUAUCAACAAAAGAUGUCAUCAGCUUUCCCAAAUAUAUCAACAAAACAUGACAUCAGCAAUUUAACAGUUUUUAAACAUUCCUAGAACGCACGCAGUGAACCCAAGCCACAUAUUACAAAAACUGUUUGCAUGCUGACGUCACAAGAUCAUUGACCAUAACUCAACCAUUUUACGCAAUUGGUCCGCAUGUGAACAAGCCACUCUCUCUUCCCAUCCCCCCCCCAAACAAACACACCAACUUUGCGGACGUACUUGAUGAACGACUCCUAAACCAUUUGUACAACAUUACAUUACGUUUGAACACAGAGAGAUCCCAGACCAAAACAUUACAUUACACUUGAACACAACGUGAUCCUACACUAGAACAUUACAUUACACUUGAACAGAGAGAGAUCCCAGACCAAAACAUUACAUUACACUUGAACACAGCGCGAUCCCAGACCAAAACAUUACAUUACACUUGAACACAGCGCGAUCCCAGACUAAAUUGUACCACCCAUUAAUGGACAUCUUGCACAAAUAAAGAGUGCAUUAAAAUGGUUCAACCCUCAGUAGACAUAACUCUUUUGCCAUUAAAUAUCACAUGUCAUCAAAUGUCAUGUUAUUGUCAUUUAUAUCAUUAUUCUUUCCAAUAUUACCACUUCAAAUGUCAUGUUAUGACCAUCUCCAUCUUUGCUCCAGCCAAUGUUACCACAUCAAAUAUUAUGUUAUUGUCCUUUCCAUCAUUGUUCCAGCCAAUGUUACCACAUCAAAUGUCAUGUUAUUGCCAUUUCCAUCAUUGUUCCAGACAAUGUUACCUCACAUGAAGCAAAGAUCAAUGAACUCAUCAAACAGAUGGCCGUAGACAUGCUUAUGAGUCGAAUCCUCCAAUCAAAGACAACACAAAGCUCCACAGGGUUUGACUCCCAACUGGCCAAUGAGCUGGUCAGACUCCUGGGAGGUAGCCCAAUCGUGGCCUCUACAGCCCAGGUGCAGCUGGUAGCUGUCGAUGUGACCACUGUCGGACCGUCUUCGACAAAACCACAAAUCAGUGUGGUCAACGCGACACCACAGGUGGUACAUGAAAAUAUCGGAUCAGGAACUAUCCCAGAGGCAUCAACAUCUCGGAGUAAGUGGUUAAGCUCUUCUUUGACAAACAUAAUUUUUGCUGUAUUUCAAUAUUUCAUGUCCAUCUAGAAGUUCAGUAUUUUAGAACUGUGGCGUGUUAAUAAGUGUAAAUCUUAUUUGUAUUGCAACAGAAAGCAUUGACAAUUUUAACAAUUAUCGAUUAAAUGGUUGGCUUUCCCCCGCUAUUUAUAAUUUUCACGGAAUGUUUAUGUCGAAAAUCAAAAAUGUAUUAGGCAAUUAGGUCUAGUAUUUUUUUUCACUCUUCUUUUUAUUUUAUUAUUAUUAUGUUGUUUAUUGUAUUUUUAGGGGUGUUGGUUAGGGUUAGGGUUAGGGUUAGGGUUAGAGUUAGGGUAGGGUUAGGGUUAGGGUUAGGGUUAGGGUUAGAGUUAGGGUUAGGGUAGAUUUUUUUUCUCUCUUAAAUGUUAUAGACUUUGGAAAAAAAUUAAUAAUUAAAAUGAAAUUAUUUAAUUAAGUUUUCGUAAGACUGAAUAAUUUAUUUUGGAGUACGAAAAUGAACAAACACAAUUGAAUUGACAGAUGUUGAGGCCACCACUCAAAUCAUAACAACAAACUCUACCGUAGCUGCUGGCGUUGACCCUGUCAUCAUGGUAAAUAUUUCUAGUAGCGCUUAUCACGUUAUACCUUUGUUAUAGCUCUGUUAAAAAUAUGUAUGUUCUUUUUUAAAAUCUUCGACAUUAGGAUGAAGAUUGGAGGGUAAUAACACAUUUCUUAUGUGAACGAAACUUCAGUCAAGGUAACUGGUAAAAUCAUGGUAACUGCUUCAAUCGUGGUAACAGAUUCAAUCAUGUCAACUGCUUCAAUCAUGGUAACUGUUUCAAUUAUGGCAACUGCUUCAAUCAUGGUAAAUGAUUCAAUUAUGGUAACUUCUUCAAUAAUGGUAACUGCUUCAAUAAUGGUAACUGAUUCCAUUAUGAAAAGUAAACUAUUUUUAAUUUCAGUAUAGGUUUCACACUUUUUAAUUUUUUUAAGUUGUUUUGUUUUUAUAGGUUCUUGUAUGGUGUUAGUUAAAGCCUGGUUUAUUUUUUUUAUUAAUCUUGUUGUUUAUCAUGAAGACAUGAUAUUUAAUGAAUGAAGACAAAUUGAGUACUUUCUGUAUCAUGUUCCAUCCACCAACCCCCAAACCCACCCCAACGGUCCACCCCCACCCAGCACCACCAUCCGCUCACCCCAAACCCCGCAUCUCCAACCCACUUUUUAUUGAUCCACUCUUUCAUUGAGAAUACUAUGCUCCUGCUCUCUUAAAUUAGCGGAGAAGUUAUGAAAACAUAUUAUAAUAAUACUUAUACAAGGUAGUUUACAGUAUUUAAGACGUGGCUACUCUGAACUACACCAUAGAUCCACAGACAUUUGGCUUGUUUAUAUGAAUGCUCUGAACAACACCAUAGGUCCACUGUCAUUUGGCUUGUUUAUUUCAUUUCUCUGAACUUUGCAAUAGGUCCACUGUAAUUUUGUCUGUUUAUUUUUAUCCCAGAAUGCCAACAAUCAACUUGCCAGCUUGGCUCAAAAUGUGAUUGAGACUCUUUUGGCCCAAACUGCGUCUGGGGCCUUGCGCCAAGAUGACCCACUUAUCAGGGCAGCCCAGGCUCUCCUAGGGGAGAUCAAAGAACUGACGAAGAACUCCUCGUCUCUACUCAACGGAACCAGAACAGUGCUCAGUAACAUGACCCUUGACCUUAACAGCCAGGCAACAGCUUCGACAACUGACAUGACGACAAAUCAAAGUAAUGCCACUUUGAAUGAUACAGCACUCAAUGCCACUUUGAAUGAUACAGCAGUUAAUGGUCAAGAUUUUAAUUUGACAUCGAUGAAUUUUUCUCUGGCUCUUGACACAUACAACAGCACAACAGACAACACCACAACCGCUAUGGAAACAACAACGACAGCAGUUCCUGUCACUGAAGCCACAGAGGCGGUACCCACACCACCACCACCCCCACCUGGAAUGCCUCAUUUGUUUGAAGCCCUGCCUGGAAUGGUAAGUAGAACCAUUUUUUUUGUAUAGUAACUUUGUGUAUUAUAACUUUGGUAUAAUAAAAUAAUUACAAUCAAAUCAAAUCGCUUUCUGCAGGGGCCGCAACUUAAGGCAUGUCUCUGUCACAGUGGUCCUCCGCGUUCCAUCAUUAGAUUCGUCCUUAUCAAAUAGUGUUAAGCCCCUUACAUUAGAUUUGUCUUUAUUUAUUGCGCGAUAAGAUGUCUCAUUAACUCGUUGAACCUUGACCAUUAUCAACUAACAAAUGCGAAUAAAAAUGUAACUUAAAACAAAUAAAGGUUAACAAAUUAUAUUCCGUGAAUUGUCUAUAGUUAUUUACAAAAUGUAUGCAUAAUUUUCGAGUUGAAGAACAUUAUUUAGUGAAUAAAAAUAGGGGAAGUACUGGAAAUGAAGUUGGUAGAAAUUAUAAGGAAUAAAUUUAUUGAAAUUAUUUGGGAUGAACUUUAUGAAAACAUUGGGAAUGAAGCUUAUGAAAAUCUAGGGAAUGAAGCUUAUGAAAAUAUAGGGAAUGAAGUUUAUGAAAAUAUUGGUAAAAAGUUUAUGCUUAGAUAAUUAAUAAGAUAUUCUCUACAUCCGUAAAUGUUACCAGGUUCCGGAUAUUUCUAUUGGUAUCACAAAAAUAAUCAUCCCUAGCUUCUAUGACGAACAUAAUCACCUCUAACUUCUAUGACGAACAUAAUCACCUCUAACUUCUAUGACGAACAUAAUCACCUCUAACUUCUAUGACGAACAUAAUCACCUCUAACUUCUAUGACGAACAUAAUCACCUCUAACCUCUAUGACGAACAUAAUGACCCUAACAAUGUAUGAUGGAAAUAAAGUCCUACCACAAAAGAUGAACAUAACCACCUUGUACUUGUGUGACGAACAUACAUGAGCACUAAUGACCUAUUGUUGUCAUUUAUGAUCACAUAUGCUAUGUCAUUCGAAAAUGUCCUUUAUAGACGUUGAUUUAAACUAUAUUUGCAUUGAAUAUACAAAUCAAGUUUUUGCGUUGAAGUUUAGAAGUUGGGGCACACUGUUGAAUUAAAUGUCGAAAAAUCACGAUAAUCCGUUUAUUGUACUUACCGCGAAUCUGUGACAUGGAUCAAUAUAUCGAAUCUGUGACAUGGAUCAACAUCUCGAAUCUGUGACAUGGAUCAACAUCUCGAAUCUGUGACAUGGAUCAACAUCUCGAAUCUGUGACAUGGAUCAACAUCUCGAAUCUGUGACAUGGAUCAACAUCUCGAAUCUGUGACAUGGAUCAGCAUCUCGAAUCUGUGACAUGGAUCAGCAUCUCGAAUCUGUGACAUGGAUCAGCAUCUCGAAUCUGUGACAUGGAUCAGCAUCUCGAAUCUGUGACAUGGAUCAACAUCUCGAAUCUGUGACAUGGAUCAACAUCUCGAAUCUGUGACAUGGAUCAACAUCUCGAAUCUGUGACAUGGAUCAACAUCUCGAAUCUGUGACAUGGAUCAGCAUCUCGAAUCUGUGACAUGGAUCAGCAUCUCGAAUCUGUGACAUGGAUCAGCAUCUCGAAUCUGUGACAUGGAUCAGCAUCUCGAAUCUGUGACAUGGAUCAACAUCUCGAAUCUGUGACAUGGAUCAACAUCUCGAAUCUGUGACAUGGAUCAACAUCUCGAAUCUGUGACAUGGAUCAACAUCUCGAAUCUGUGACAUGGAUCAACUCGAAUCUGUGACAUGGAUCAACAUCUCGAAUCUGUGACAUGGAUCAACAUCUCGAAUCUGUGACAUGGAUCAACAUCUCGAAUCUGUGACAUGGAUCAACAUCUCGAAUCUGUGACAUGGAUCAACAUCUCGAAUCUGUGACAUGGAUCAGCAUCUCGAAUCUGUGACAUGGAUCAGCAUCUCGAAUCUGUGACAUGGAUCAGCAUCUCGAAUCUGUGACAUGGAUCAGCAUCUCGAAUCUGUGACAUGGAUCAACAUCUCGAAUCUGUGACAUGGAUCAACAUCUCGAAUCUGUGACAUGGAUCAACAUCUCGAAUCUGUGACAUGGAUCAACAUCUCGAAUCUGUGACAUGGAUCAACUUCUCGAAUCUGUGACAUGGAUCAGCAUCUCGAAUCUGUGACAUGGAUCAGCAUCUCGAAUCUGUGACAUGGAUCAGCAUCUCGAAUCUGUGACAUGGAUCAGCAUUUCGAAUUUGUGACAUGGAUCAGCAUCUCGAAUCUGUGACAUGGAUCAACAUCUCGAAUCUGUGACAUGGAUCAACAUCUCGAAUCAGCGACAUGGAUUAACCGAUGCUCUUGUCUGAUUGAUGUAUGCUGCUAUAAUAUAAGUUCAUGUUUGUUUUUAAGAUCUUAGGAAUGAAAUAACAAAACUUUUUUUAAAUGGCCUAAAUCUGGAAUGAACAAAACAACCAAUGUAUGUACAAGGGAGUUCCAUAUGUUGUUGUUAUUAACAUAUUAUUGCUGGAGUAAUCAGUUUCUGUUGGAACAAGAUUGAUGGAUUCAAAAUGUAGUGUUGGAACAUGAUUGCUGUGUUAACCAUAUAAUGUUUGAACAAGAUUGCUGGAUUGACCCUGUUCUGUUUUGACAAGAUUGCUGGAUUGACCAUGUUCUGUUUGGACCAGAUUGCUGGAAUGACCAUGUUCUGUUUGGACUAGAUUUCUGGAUUGACCAUGUUCUGUUUGGACAAGAUUGCUGGAUUGACCAUAUUCUGUUUGGAAAAGAUUGCCGUGUUGAUUAUUUUGUAUUGGAAAAAGAUUGCUGCGCUCAUCAUCAUGUAUUGUUGGAAUAAUAUCAAUGUAUUCUUCAUGAAGUUUUAGAAACAAAAUGAUAAGUUACCAUUUAACACAGGAUGUCUUUUGAUUCAUAAGAUAGUAGUUUCGAAAUCUUUUAUAAAUAUAAAAAUAACACUAAUCACAUGCAAAAAUGCCACAGAGAUAUCUAAUGACGUAAAUAUCAUAAAUGAUUAUUCCUGUUGCUCAUUUAGACAUACAAAUGUCAUUGGCAGAGUAACUAUUUAGACAUACAAAUGUCAUUGGCAGAGUAACUAUUUAGACAUACAAAUGUCAUUGGCAGAGUAACUAUUUAGACAUACAAAUGUCAUUGGCAGAGUAACUAUUUAGACAUACAAAUGUCAUUGGCAGAGUAACUAUUUAGACAUACAAAUGUCAUUGGCAGAGUAACUCCACAAGCACAGAUUCCCCCUACUAUUAAAGGACAGCAAUUUUACUUUCUCUCACCAACAGGCCAACAAUGAGGUGCAACCGACGACACAGGGUUUCCAACCUAGGAACAACACCACCUCUUCAGAAGGCUCCUCUCCACCAGCUGUGGUAGCCUCGUCCACCGCUUCCUCUCUUGUCCAAGAUCCCAAACAUUCUUUGAUCAAAUCGCUGGCCCAUUUCUAUGGCGUGUCGCUGGAUGAAGCUGAUGCC
This is a messenger RNA of Lymnaea stagnalis (great pond snail), 23180 nucleotides long. The record is from the annotation of a GenBank genome assembly. NCBI's taxonomy places the organism in Eukaryota, Metazoa, Mollusca, Gastropoda, Lymnaeidae.